AUGGGGGUUACGACUAGCAAGAAAGACCUCCAGUCAGCAUCGGGGCCUACAAAUUCUGGAGAAGCUUGCCCACACUGCUCCCUCAGUCAUCCGGCAGGUUUCGCUUGCUGUGAAUCGUCGAUGCCAUUUAAAAAAAAGAAUGUACCAUGGAGUAAAAUAACUACGGAGCCCCUGACGACAUGGAGGUAUGGGGCAGUUCUCUGGGGCUUUGAACCAAGGGUGGAUUACACAACGAACGUCAAGAGCAGAUUGCAGCCAUGGUGUACUGGCGGCAGACAUUACGAGGUCAGUCAUGACUCUCCGACGAAAGUCCAUCAAAGGCCUUACUAUCUGCUGACUUUGCUAGAAACCUCUUUGAGGCAGGACACAUACAUCAUACUGCCACAAGAUUAUUACAGUCGACUCUACAGAGAAAGUGAGCCGGCCGGCCACUACUUGAAACCUGCACAGGUUGUUGGAUACAGAAAGGGAAUAGCAAUAUUGCAGUUGAAUUGUAAAAACAAUGUGAUGGAAUUUGUAGCAAUCCACAUGAAAACCAGCACCAUCCUGGCCAUACACAAGGAGGAGCUGGAGACAGGGAAGCAUUACCUCUGCGACUGCAUCAUAAGCCCUGAUCUUGGCUCGUUCAUCAUCAAACCAAACGCCAUGUAUUCUCUGAAUUUCUGUAGGGAGCACUUCAAAAAUAUCAUGUCUCUACUCUCUCUCAAAGAAAAUAGGUACAUUACACAUUACAGAAUAAUAAGCAACCUAUUUCCAAACAUGGCAGUCCGACUUUUUGUCUCUUAUGACCCAAGAUAUCAGUGGUCGCGAGUGGCCCUGGCCAACUACUCGAAAAAUAACACGGACAUAUUGUGCAUUUAUGACUUGAAAUUCAACAAAAUAAUUCUCGAGAGUAACACCGAACUGUACCAGACCACUCACAACAUCCUCUAUAGUCCAGACGGUCGAUACAUAGCUUCACUAAUCCUUGGCCUCUCAGUCAAAGAUGGACUAUUCAAUUUUCCUGAAAUUUUAUUAUACUCCGGGGACACAUUAAACGUCGUACACAAAAUCGAUACGGAGUACCUCGCGGAAGUCCCAACACUCUCCCCUGCCGCUAUUUUCCCAUUGUUUUCUGAUACUGGCGAAAGUUUGGCAGUGGCCUAUGGAGAGCAGGGCACAUUUUACCAGCAGGUCUCCGGGGUGCAUUUGUAUAGACUUCCAAUGGCAAUUGAUUUGAAAAGUUUAUGUAGGGAGGCAAUUAGGAGCAGGUUUGACCUCCAAGAUGUCCAAAAACUUCCCAUACCUACCCAGAUCAAAUCUUUCCUUGCUUUUAAACCGUAUUACGAAUGA
This is a messenger RNA of Helobdella robusta, 1332 nucleotides long. RefSeq lists its product as hypothetical. Bases 1 to 1332 code for a protein of 443 amino acids. The record is from RefSeq and is a predicted model, not a curated record. Gene Ontology annotation, biological process: intracellular signal transduction. The transcript has 3 exons. Lineage: Eukaryota; Metazoa; Annelida; Clitellata; Rhynchobdellida; Glossiphoniidae.